AUGAUCCUCAAGGCUGAUGGUGAGUAUGAAUCCCAAGACGAGGCAGAAGUUGAGACCAUGGUUUCUGAUGAAGAGGUAGUCGAUUAUGCUGAGACCGGAGAGCUACUGGUUACCAGACGAUCUCUUAGUGCUCUCUUCGAUCCUGAAACCGUUCAAAGAGAAAACAUCUUUCAUACAAGAUGUAGCGUGGAACAAAAGGUAUGUAGCUUGAUCAUAGAUGGUGGUACUUGUACUAACGUGGCCAGCAAGUAUCUUGUUGAUAAGCUAGGUUUGGCCAAGACGCCCCAUCCGCGGCCAUAUCGGCUCAAGUGGCUCAAUGAUGAGACUGAGCUCCGGAUAGCCGAGCAAGUGGUUGUGUCUUUCAGUAUUGGUAAAUACCAUGAUCAGGUCAAGUGUGACGUUGUGCCUAAGCAAGCCGGCCACAUACUUCUAGGACGGCCAUGGCAGUUCGAUAAGGAGACCAUUCAUCAUGGCCGGACCAAUGUCUAUAGCUUCAGCCACAACAACAAGAAGCACAGCCUAGCACCUCUAAGUCCUCAAGAGGUUUAUGAGAUGCAACAAGCAAUGGAUUAUGCCAGCAAGGUAAGUAAGACUAACUUAUACAUCACUUCCAGCCAAGUAGUUAAGUCUUUACACCAUGAGACGCAUGUGCUGCUAAUGGUCUUUAGAGAAAGUUGUUUUGCAGGGAUUGAGGCCACGGAGUUACCAGGCGAAGUACAAGGCCUCAUGGAGCAAUAUAAGGACGUCUUUCCUGAUGAGAUCCCAGCCGGCCUACCUCCUAUCCGAGGCAUAGAACAUCAGAUCGAUUUUGUGCCAGGCGCACCCUUGCCAAACCGAGCGGCCUACCGAGUUUACCCAGAAGAAGCCAAGGAGUUGGGAGAGACAGAUUUAUCUCAGGAGUGGAUACCACCAAGUUCGAAUGAAGGAGGAGACGAGUGGAAGACAGCCUUCAAGACCAAGCAAGGUCUAUACGAAUGGCUGGUCAUGCCGUUUGGCCUCACCAACGCCCCCAGCACCUUCAUGAGACUCAUGAACCAGGUUCUUCGACCUUUCAUAGGGAAAUUUGUGGUUGUGUACUUUGAUGACAUACUGAUCUAUAGCCACUGUUUAGAUGACCACCUUAGACACCUUGAACAAGUGAUCAAAGUUCUUAGUUCACAGGGCCCGAAGGUAGAUGAAGAGAAGAUCAAGGCGAUCCAAGACUGGCCUACACCUACCACCAUUGGCCAUGUUCGCAGUUUCCACGGCCUGGCCAGUUUCUAUCGGCGGUUCGUCAAGGAUUUCAGCACCAUAGCCGCUGCCUUGACCUCUGUGAUCAAGAAGAACGUAUCCUUUAUUUGGGGACCAGCCCAAGAAGAGUCUUUUAACAAGCUUAAAUAUAGUUUGACUCAUGCACCUGUCCUUACUCUGCCGAACUUCGAUAAAACUUUUGAGAUUGAAUGUGAUGCUUCAGGGACAGGUAUAGGAGCCGUGCUUACUCAAGGAGGACGUCCAGUGGCCUACUUCAGCGAGAAACUGAGUGGAGCAACCUUGAACUACCCAACCUAUGAUAAAGAGCUUUAUGCUCUAAUCAUGAGACGCUUAAAACACAUAAGAGGACAGACCACACUCAAGAGGAGGCACGCCAAAUUGUUGGAGUUUGUGGAGACUUUUCCUUAUGUGAUUAAGUAUAAGAAGGGCAAAGACAAUGUGGUGGCUGAUGCCCUAUCCCGGAGACAUACUCUUAUCUCGACCAUGGAAGCUAAGAUCAUGGGUUUUGAAUUCAUUAAAGAUUCUUAUGCCACUGACCUUGAUUUUCAAGAAGCUUUCAGGAAAACCACACAAGGAGCAUUCGGUGUUUAUUACCAGCAUGAAGGUUUCUUGUUCAAAGAAAAGAAGUUAUGUAUUCCCAAAGGCUCGAUGAGGGAACUGCUGGUUCGGGAGGCUCGUGGUGGCGGCCUCAUGGGACAUUUUGGCCGAGACAAGACCCUAAGUGUCCUGACCGACCAUUUCUUUUGGCCAAACAUGAAACGAGAUGUGGAGAACCUAUGCGCCAAAUGCAUUGUCUGUCUCAAGAUAAAAUCCAGGUCACAUCCUUAUGGUUUACACAUGCCACUACCUAUUCCUAACCACCCUUGGCCUGAGAUGCCUUUAGACAUGUCCGAACUGCCAAAGUCUAUGUUCUGCAGCCGAGAAGGUGCAACUAAGGCCGAGUUCGUUAAGAACAUGCAUCGGAGGGUUCGAGAGAAGUUAGAGGCAAAGGCGGCCAAGGUCAAAGCCCGUCUCGACCAGAAGAGAAAGGAGCGUUUUCCAGAAGAAAGGAAGUCCAAACUGUCACCCCGAGGCACUGGGCCGUUCCGGGUCGUUGAGAAGAUCAAUGACAAUGCUUACAAGCUUGAGCUUCCAGAUGAAGAGCUGCUGAUUGAAGAGAUGGUCCAAUUGAAGAUUCAAGAUCCAGCCGGUCCAAUAGAGGUUCAAGACCAAGCCGGUUCCCUCCAAUUCAGAUCACUCGGCCAGAACCAAACCGGCCUAACCAUCUCUACAUGUGAUCUCGGUUCAGACACCUCCCCAAGCUCAGCCGGUUCUGAGUAA
Molecule: messenger RNA, 2571 nt
Organism: Brassica napus (rape)
Lineage: Eukaryota; Viridiplantae; Streptophyta; Magnoliopsida; Brassicales; Brassicaceae
Exons: 7
Coding region: 1-2571 (856 amino acids)
Source: RefSeq, a predicted model, not a curated record